Molecule: messenger RNA, 1084 nt
Organism: Drosophila rhopaloa
Lineage: Eukaryota; Metazoa; Arthropoda; Insecta; Diptera; Drosophilidae
Exons: 1
Coding region: 258-971 (237 amino acids)
Source: RefSeq, a predicted model, not a curated record
AAUGUAAGGGAAAUCUUAAUGUAAUAAUGCAAUCUUAAUAACUGAUAAUCCCCUAGCAUAAGUAUUUUAUGAUCCAAGUAAUCCGGACGAAAUACAUUUCUCCGCCUAGAGAUUUCCAGCUAUUCCUGGCACCCGAUUCCCAGCCGUCAUCCGAAAGACAUCCGAAUCUCAAAAUUCUCAGCGCACGUUUCGUUCAUCGUUUUUAUUUUUAAAUACCGCAAGAUUUCCCGUAUCGACAUCCCGAUUUAGAGGUGGCCAUGUCGAAACCCCUGCAUCUGAUGGCCAGGGACCAACUGGCGGGCAUUGCGGAGGAAGAGGGGCGUCGCAAACGCGCCGAGAUGCGCUGGAGUUAUGGCAACAAGUUCUCCAGCAUAAAUCUGAAUAAGAUGCGCCAGAAGAAGAGCACCAGUGGCGAUUUGGUUGCGACUAAAGCGUUGGUAGGGCAUACGCCCUGUGAAGCGGAUGUUCCGCAGCCAAAGGACAAGGAUAUAUCAUUGCGACGGAUCGCCUCGAGCUUUGCCCAUGUCAGGGAUUUGGUCAGCGGCAAUUGUGCCGCCUUGCCGCCAGAGGACAGUGAGGAUGAUGCCCGUGAAGAGCGCGCCGAGGUGCUUAUUUGCAGCCAGUCGAUGCCGCCUGGCGAAUCUCCAACGCCAGUUGAUCCAGUCAUAAUACCCCCUAAACCCCUCGAACCCUUCGAACCCAUUGAAACCAUCGAACGCCCAGAAGAUGUGGUAUCCCAGCCGGGUUCUUUGAAGUUACCCAAAAUACUGCCGGAUCCAUUGCAGCUCGAAUCCCGGGCCACCGAACGUUGGCAACAGCUGGGCAGUACGGUUUCCGCCUUGUUUCGGGCCCGACGCUACAUCGACAGUCCGGAGACCCCGGUGGCACAGACCCGACGACUGCGGGAGCAGCGCGAACUCCUCGAGGCCUUCACCCGGCCCUUUCUGUAUGAGGCCUACAAGCGGGAGUAGCUGCCCUGGUCCCCCACAUAAAUUCGAAACCCAGUUCUGCGCCCAUCCAGCCCAUUGAAAUUCAGCUCAUAUGUUGUAAAUCAAAUUCAUUUCAUUGGAUCUCGCAUUUCGUA